AAUAAAUUAGGGGAUAAAAAAAGAAUAGAGAGCAGAACGAGAGAAAGGAAGAGAGACGGGGAAAGAUGUAAAGAGAGAGAUUUGGAAGGAGAGAGUACAAAAAACAUGGGACACAGCCUAGGGAGGAGGGUGUCAGUGACAGAGAGAGGGGGGGGGUCACCAAGAGAGGUGCGCUCAUUCGCUCACGAGAGCGAGUGAGAGAUAGCGAGAGAGAGAGAGCGAGGGAGAGAGCGUGUGAGCAUUUAGUCCUGCCAGAGCACAGUAGUGCAACAUCAACGGAGACGGGAUAAAGAAGCUCUGUGCGAGGGACAAGGGAAACAGAGGAAUACACUUCUGAAGAAAAACAAAGAGGGGAUGGAAUGAAAAAAAGCAUCCUACUGCUGUUGGUUAUCCUGUUUUAUCCAAUUUCUGUUGGAGAAUUCCAUAAGCAAAGAAACAGAGAAAACACAUACAUGUGAUAUAUAUCUAAAAUUCCUAUACAUAUAUAUCAAAUUAUGCCUGUUUUCACAGAAGCUGCUUUGGGGGAAGGACUGUGUUGAGGUCCCUUGCAUAACAAUUGGAAGACUGCUUUAAUGUGCAGCAUUUGGUAAAACUGUUGCAUAUUAAUGCUUUUUGCAAAUGAGCGUGAUAAAAGACCACAAACAACACAAACAGCUUUGCUGCAGUCCCAUUUUUGAAGGCUUCUUGAAAACAGGAUUUUGCAUUGCCUUUUGUUGUCGCCUCUCCAGUUAUCCUGCCCUUGGAACAUGCUGGGGAGUUGAGGCUUGGGUGUGUUGAAUGCAUGGACCGCAUUCCACAGGCUCUGUAAUACCCUCCUGUAUUCACAGCAGUAACGCGGCAGAAAGCCUGCUCUUUAGUUGUGUCUGAAAGAGGGAGAGGUAAGUGAGGAAGACAGAAGAAAGCAGAGAGCAAGAAUCAACAAAAAGCAGCAGAGAGGGAUUAUGGAGUCGUGGUAAAUAAACGAAGACAAGGAAAACAAGGAAGGGACCAAAACAAAUAAAGAAACUAACGACCGACCACAGUAAAGAAGUGGGACACUACGCAGAAAUGUAAUUACACCGCAUGUUCGCUCAAAAGUGAGCUUCUCAUAAAUUUAGACAAGGGAGGACUGGACUAGAUUCCACAGGCUGGGGGGAUUGUUCAAAGCGCUGCCCUUGUCAUUCCCCUAUCCCCUGCUUGGUAGCACUUGUGGGGUUGUAGUUGUCUGGCAGCAGAGCUGUAUUGGUGACCCCAUCCUUUUAGAAUCCCUCUCAGGUGUGGUGUGUCGCCGAUCCGACAGCACCAAGAGAAACCCACAACAACAGAGAGUGACUGGACCCCCAUCCCUCUAAACCCAUUAAGCCAAACUGACACUGACGGAGCGCUGUCGCCUAUGGAUUUGAAUGUGUGUGUGUGUGUCUGUGAGAGUGUGUGUGUGUGUGUGUGUGUGAGAAAGGCAAGCUGCUUCAGGUUCUGAGGACCUCUUUUAAAUCUGGACUAAAUCAUCAUUUCAGAUCUCAUAGGACUAUAUUGAAGAACUGCAGGCUGUGCUUUCGCUAGAGGGAGUGGAAACAAAAACCAAUAUACCUUUUUUUCUGGCAUAAUAUAAUAUUGAAGACCAAUUGUAGAAUAACAUCUAACUGGAAUUGCACAUCUGGAAAGGAAAGGAAUGAGAGCAUCAUGUUUCACUUAGAAGGGAUUAAAAAUGUCUGCAAGAAAAAUAACAAAGAAUCAAAUGAACAUUCAGUUGGAGACCAGGCAGUUGUUCGAGGCAAGAUAAUCUGAGAGGGGAAUAUCAACAACUCCCAUAUUUAUAGAUUAUGACAAGUGGAUUAUCUAGAAGUUCCAGUGCUUUGUCGUUUCCCCCACUUCAGCAUUGAUUAAUGCUUGGCAGGGCAAUUAUCAAAAUCUGUGUGUCCCUCUCCUAAAUGAAGACGUUUACAGAAAGGAGCUUGGAGCCUUGAGGAAUCUGCUUUUCCGCUGGCGCUGUUGGGAUUCCAAUCUCUCUGAUUUACGGAUAACACUUUCUUUACUGGGGGGAGAUUUUUUUUAAAUGCCACAGGCCAGUUCAUUUCUGGGUGACACCUCCUAAACUGGAGGUGCUCCAGAUUUCAGAUCACAUCUGCUAUUGACAUUUGGCAGAAAAGGGCUGUAUUUUCGCAACGCUGCCAGAACUGUGUGUCUGAGUCUGGGACUGAGUCACUGGGGACUCAUUUGUGAGGAGCAGGUUAAGAUUUGGGGUUAGUUUGUUUCACUUACUUGCUCAUCCCCCUUCUUGAUGGCAAUUUAUUACUUCACACUGAGCCUCCUGUAACUGAGUGCUGUAAUAACUCUCAGCAAAGUAAUUGAAAGCUCAACUCCUUUUCAAGUCUCUAGUGUGUGAAAUACCUAAAAGGCUAUUUUCAUGUCAUUUUUGUGGGGGGCAGUGAGAAGCCUGCAUUUCUGAAGUUGGUGUUUAUUGGCCUGCACCAGCUUUGAGACACUUCAGCAACUGAACAGAAGCAGCAUCCACAGGUAUCAAACAUGGCUGCCAAUUCUGUGCUCAUCUGCCUCGCCUUCAGCUUUCUGCUGGGCUUCACUUCACUGGGUCAGAACUCUAGAGAGGCUGGGGCAGAUGCCCAGGCCACCAACCAGACGGCAGCCACCUCUAAUUCUCCGGAGGCUACGCUGGCCACUCCGGUGGCGGAGGACCAGACCAUCCCAAUGAUAGGCAGCCGCUGCCGGGGCUACUAUGAUGUCAUGGGCCAAUGGGACCCACCGUUCAACUGCAAUGCUGGCGUCUACCUGUUCUGCUGCGGCUCCUGCUUUUACCGCUUCUGCUGCCAGUUCAAGGUGCACAGCCUGGAGCAGGAGUCCUGCUCCAACUACGACACGCCCGUCUGGGCCAACACCGGCAAGCCGGCGGCCCCCGUCACUGAGGUGCAGGAGGAGCCCGACCGAGACCGCACCCACAUGGUUGUCUACAUCAUCUGUGGCGUGGUGGCCAUUAUGGUGCUGGUGGGCAUCUUCACCAAGUUGGGCCUGGAGAAGAGCAGAGGUGGCCAGACAGACAUGACCAACUCUAGGGCCUUGACAGAGUUGUUGAAGCAGCCAGGAGAGGUGGGUGGAGUGGACGGGACCGGGGGUCACCACCCCAUAGGGACCAAUGGGAUCUCUGGCAGGUCACCGCGCAGCAACAAUGAUCACAACCACCUGAAUAACGCUGCCCUCUCACCCCUGGGUCCAGCGAUGGCACUCUCCCACCCUCACAACAACCUUGGUCUGGGCUUUAACAAGUGCGCCUCCCUCAAGGCUGUGGGGGUUUGGCCACUGGAUAACAGAGCUCUUACUGUAUCUGAACAAAGGAGGACAUUGUUGAGGUCUCUGGGGGUACCAGCAGAUACGGCAGCAAGAGACUACUACAAGGGCUACCCCAUGGUGGACUACUCCCGCCAUCACUCCUCGCCCCCCACCUUCCAGCCCAUCGCCUUUCACAAGGACAAGCCCUUCCUGCCCCCUCCAGACAUCCACGCCCCACUGGCCAUAACCAUCACCGCCGCCCAGCUCCCCAAGCCCAAGAUCUCCAAGACUAACACCCACCCGCUUACCUCCAGCUCGGCCUUCAAAGUCUGGGACCCCAGUAAGGGCCAUGUCCAGCAUCCAACGGCCUCCCACAUCGGGCAGGCACUGCAGCAGCAUCCGCAGCAUCCGCAGCAUCAGCAGCAUCAGCAGCAUCCGCAACAUCAACAGCAGUUACAUCAACAGCCCACCAGCCGCCGGCAGGCCUACUCCAACAAGCGGAAGUUCAGCAUUGAGACACUCCCGGAACUCUUCUCCCAGCCUCUGGGCUAUGGACAGUCGCCCCACAUGCACCCCAAAAACAAGGGGCUGCCCACCAACAGCAAGACAGAGGUCACAGUCUGAGCAUGAAUGUUUGGAGAGCAGGAGGGCAAGAAAAGAGUCUAUAGGACUGGGAGUAAGGCCAGGGGGCGAGAGCUUUUUGUACGAAUCAAUGUCGUGUUGAUGGCUGGGGGGACGAACAGGAACAAGCAAUCUUCUUUUGCUAUUUUAAUUGCAGGUUUUCUUCGUUAUUGAUAAUGUAACACCCAAAACGGAAGGUAAUGAUCACAUGAAGUGACUCGCUCUCUCUAGACCUGGUUCCCCUAAAUUCCCUCUCUGUCCCAGCGUCCUCCCUGUUUUGUUUUGGUCAAUCUCCUCUUUGCUCCCCCUGGCACCACUACUCUACAAACUACUCUACUCCCCCCCCCCCCCCCCCCCCCACCCCACACACACACACACACUUACACACUCUCCUACUUUUUGCAGCCUGUCAGAGUGGUACACAUGGGUAAAGCACCCCCAGGACCCUGAACAACAGCAGUGACAAUGCCAUUGUCUUGUCAGCUCCCAUCACUCUCCAUCCAGAACAGAGUAAGAUACCAUUCUGGCAAAUCUGUACCACCGAGAGAGAGAGAGAGAGAGGGAGAGGAAGAGAGAGAAACAGCGGGAAAGGAGGUGCUUGUUUAUUCAUCCUGAAGCGUAAGGGAUGAGGAACUAAGCCGGACAGAGGUUUGGUGCGGCAAGCACCUCCUGUUCGUCACCUGCUAGAGAAGAGCCCUGAAGCUUUAGGCCCCCUGGUCGUCAAAGCUGGGGAAUCUCACACAGUGGUUGUGUCUGGAGACUCCCUGGGGAUCGUCAGCGUCCACGUCUCUCAGCGAUGUGUUGUUUGUUGUUGUCUUAACCGGUGAUGCAUGCAUCGGAAAGGGCAAACAGCACAGGUAUCAGCAAGGUCACCACAGUCGUGUUAAAUGGUACGGUCUAUGUUAGUGAAGCUUCAACGCAAAUCGCAAGGGACAAUAUAGGCGCCUGCUAGAGGGCAGGACAGGCCGCCGUGUCUGUCCCGGGUAAUAUGGUGCCAAAGGCAAUGCAAGGGUGGAAAGUUGUAGGUGUGAAGUAAAGGUCAUUGCUUUUUUAUUUUAUCUUAGCUUUGGCUUGCUGUUGAAGAAUUUAUCCAAACAUGAAUGCACAAACGUCAGGAAGAAAGAAAACUCAUACACAGAGUAUUUUAUAAAAGUAUGUCUUCCAGACUGGCAGCAAUUCAUGUGAUGCAUGCAUAUAUUAUUGUAAUAUUAAAAUAGGCUUUAAUAUGAUUAUUUUGUUGAAUGCAGGUGUAUGGUUCAUCUAUAUGUAUAAUGAGUCACUGUAAAUGCAGCUGGGUUGAAGCUAGUGGCUACACAUAGACAUUACAGUAAGUCUUUCCCAACCACAAGGAUUAUUUCCAGCUACAGGAGAGCAAGCAACUCCUCUUGGCUCGUUAUCAUUUUACACUUGACCGCAAGGUACAAUAUUUGCAUGGAAACCUGAUACGUCUAAGUUCACACAAGCGCCGUCCUUCACCAUACAUUUGAUGCAAUUUAGCCCAAGCCUCAAGCUUAAUGUAUUAUCUUAAGUAAACAGGUUACGCCGCAGUGCAUACCUACGCCCAGGGUAUUCCAGACAGGUGGAACCGUAUCAACGGAUGGCAGCCAGUCAGUCGUGUUUACUAGAGUCAUUCACCAUUUGCUGCUAGCUCCUCCCCACCAACCAGCUUCCAGCCUGUUCCUGAGCUCCACCAGACCCCCUUUCCUCUGCUCUCCCUUUCCCAGUGGGGUUGACUUACGGUGGGAGCCUCCAGCAUCCAACCCCUGCAUGGUCUUCCAAGCUGUUCCCAGCCAGGGGACACCAUGCCUCCUCAUGGGGGGUGCAGCCAUAACUAAUGAUACUCAAUCCCCAGCAUGGCAGGCCCUCACACACUCUCACACACUAGGCAUGCAUGGAGUGGAGCAGGGCUUUCACAGUGUUAAAUGAUUUGGAGAUUCAUUCGGCUGCUAUUGUCGAGCCAUUCUGUGUUACGGACAGACAGAAAGUGGUUUCACUGUAGCAGCAUGAUAUGGAAUAUAAGACAUUUGAAUUGAUUUAAACUACGUGCAGACUAUUACGUUUCUGGGUUUAUGCUUAUGUUACAUUUCAUUGGGGAUUUGAUUUAUCUGUCCACGGUUCAUACUUCAGGAUUUCUAAAGCUGUUAUGUAAUCUACAUAAGACCCACUUGGAGUUGUUGUUUUUAUGAUAUGGUUGAAUAAAAGUAAAUCAGAAAUA
Messenger RNA from Oncorhynchus mykiss (rainbow trout), 6094 nucleotides. Its product is annotated as protein shisa-8. Gene Ontology annotation, cellular component: postsynaptic membrane; dendritic spine membrane; postsynaptic density. NCBI's taxonomy places the organism in Eukaryota, Metazoa, Chordata, Actinopteri, Salmoniformes, Salmonidae. Gene Ontology annotation, biological process: regulation of short-term neuronal synaptic plasticity; regulation of AMPA receptor activity. The record is from RefSeq and is a predicted model, not a curated record.